This is a messenger RNA of Colletotrichum higginsianum IMI 349063, 2259 nucleotides long. RefSeq names its product Homoaconitase, mitochondrial. The record is from RefSeq and is a predicted model, not a curated record. Gene Ontology annotation, biological process: L-lysine biosynthetic process. NCBI's taxonomy places the organism in Eukaryota, Fungi, Ascomycota, Sordariomycetes, Glomerellales, Glomerellaceae. The transcript is spliced from 5 exons. Gene Ontology annotation, molecular function: 4 iron, 4 sulfur cluster binding; homoaconitate hydratase activity. The coding region runs from base 1 to 2259 and encodes 752 amino acids.
AUGCUUCCCAUCAGAAGAAGCGUGGCUCUCCACGCCAAGAGAGGCUGCCGUAGCAUUCUCCAGCGACAGCUCGUCUCCUCGUCGCGAACGUUCCGUCCCAGCUUGUACACGACCUCGGCUCGCCUCCGUCAGGAUGCCCUCCGUUCCCAAAUCGAGACCGGCCCUACCGCGACUGACUUCCUCGUUUCCAAGCCCGUCUCCAGAAUCGACAACCCGCAGACCAUGACCGAGAAGAUUGUUCAGCGAUACGCAGUCGGCCUCGCCGACGGCAAGAAGGUGCGGGCGGGCGACUAUGUCACAAUCAAGCCUGCGGCUUGCAUGUCUCACGACAACAGCUUUCCCAUAUCGAAGAAGUUUAUGGGGCUCGGCGCUGACAAGGUCUAUGACCCGCGCCAAAUCGUCAUGACUAUGGACCACGACGUCCAAAACCGCAGCGAGGCCAAUCUGAAAAAGUACAGACUCAUUCAGGAGUUUGCCAAGAAGCAUGACGUGGACGUUUAUCCCCCAGGCCACGGCAUCGGCCAUCAAAUUAUGAUCGAGGAGGGCUACGCUUGGCCAGCCUCUAUCUGGGCCACGGGAAGGACUUGGUGGCAAGUCCCUCCCGUUGCGCGCAUCCAUUUCCGCGGUACCCUGCCUCCUGGAGUCACUGCCAAGGAUGUCAUCGUUGCUCUGUGUGGCCUAUUCAACAAGGACGAGGUGUUGAACCAUGCCAUUGAAUUCACCGGUUCCGAAGAGACCAUGCGAAGCCUCUCUAUUGACGAGAGACUGACCAUCUCCAACAUGUCUACCGAGCAUGGCGCUUUGUCGGCGAUUUUCCCCAUCGAUUCGACACUCAAAGCCUGGCUGAGGUCCAAGGCAACAUUCGCGGCCAUGAUGAGCCCGGACGGCAAGGCGCACAGCCGCUGGAGUCACGAACGCAUCGACAGCCUCUUCGAGAAUCCUCUCACCUCUGACCCCGGCGCGACGUACGCCAAGACGCUGUACAUGGACCUUUCUACAUUGUCCCCCUUUGUCGCCGGACCCAACUCGGUCAAGGUUGCGACGCCUCUCAAGGACCUCGAGGCCCAGGACAUCAAGGUUGACAGGGCCUAUCUCGUUUCGUGUACGAACUCUCGCGCUUCCGACAUCGCAGCUGCGGCCCGCGUCUUUCGCGAGGCCGCCAAGGACGGCAACCCCCCCAAAAUUGCGCCUGGUGUCAACUUCUACUUGGCUGCCGCGUCUAUGGUCGAGCAGCGAACUGCCGAGGAAGCCGGUGACUGGCAGGUGCUCCUCGAGGCUGGCGCAGAGCCUCUCCCCUCCGGAUGUGGACCCUGUAUCGGCCUCGGCAAAGGUCUUUUGGAGCCUGGUGAAGUUGGGAUUUCGGCAAGUAACAGGAAUUUCAAGGGCCGUAUGGGCUCCACGGAAGCCAAAGCUUAUCUGGCCAGCCCCGAGGUGGUUGCCGCUAGCGCCAUGCAAGGCAAGAUUGCGGGCCCCGGCUGGUACCAGAAGCCGGACGGGGUUGAUAAGGUUAUCAUCGGCGAAGGCGUGGGCGAUAUGACAGCCGAUAUCGCCACGUCCAUUGAGGAUGCUCUUGAGAAACUCAUUUCUCAGGCCGACGGCAUCAUUGCCGAGUCAGAGAAGGACUUCUUGGGUGCGUCCGCCGGAGAGGUCGCAGUCGCCGAGAGCGAAGAGAAGCUCACGGACGUCCUUCCCGGCUUCCCUGAGAAGAUUGAGGGUGAGAUUGUCUUCUGCGAUGCUGACAACCUCAACACUGACGGCAUCUACCCCGGCAAAUACACGUACCAGGAUGACGUGUCAGUCGAGAAGAUGGCCGAGGUAUGCAUGGAGAACUAUGACACCGCCUUCCGCGACAUCGCCAAGGCUGGCGACAUUCUCGUUUCCGGCUUCAACUUUGGUACGGGCAGCUCGCGUGAGCAAGCGGCGACGGCGAUCCUGGCCAAGAAGAUCCCGCUCGUGGUGGCGGGCAGCUUCGGCAACAUCUUCAGCCGCAACAGCAUCAACAACGCUCUCAUGGGCGUCGAGGUGCCCAAGCUCGUUCAACGCCUGCGCGAGACGUUCAAGGAGGAGGGCGACAAGAAGGUGCUGACGCGUCGCACCGGCUGGAAGCUGCUGUGGGACGUGCGGAGGAGCAAGGUCACGGUCACGGAGAAGGACGGCGAGACGUGGAACGUCAAGGUGGGCGAGCUGCCGCCCAAUGUGCAGGAGAUCAUCGCGCGCGGAGGCCUGGAGGAGUGGGUCAAGGCAGAGAUCAAGAAGUAA